This is a messenger RNA of Acanthaster planci (crown-of-thorns starfish), 1430 nucleotides long. Its product is annotated as protein Wnt-8-like. Gene Ontology annotation, biological process: canonical Wnt signaling pathway; cell fate commitment; neuron differentiation. Gene Ontology annotation, molecular function: cytokine activity; frizzled binding. Lineage: Eukaryota; Metazoa; Echinodermata; Asteroidea; Valvatida; Acanthasteridae. The record is from RefSeq and is a predicted model, not a curated record. Gene Ontology annotation, cellular component: extracellular region.
AUGUUGUUGGAGUGGAUCACAUUUCAAUCCCUGAUGAUGGUUGCCGGAGGACAACUGUUUGCCAGAGGAUGGGCGCCAGCGAGCAACUUACUCCUGUCCGGCUCGAAGGGUCUACAGAGAUACAUCACGUUCUCUGACAGCGUAAGUGCAGGUGCCGAGACUGCCAUGAAAGAGUGCCGCCAAAGGUUCCAAUGGGACCGCUGGAACUGCCCUGAAGGAUCACUGGCUCUGUUCAACGAACCUCUCCCGACACGUGAGAUGUCCUUCGUUCACGCUAUCAGCUCGGCCGGUGUAAUGUACUCACUCACCAGAAACUGUUCCUUGGGACAGUUCGAGAACUGCGGCUGUGACGAGUCGAAGCGAGGAGGUAAAGCAGGAGGCAAGGACUGGCAGUGGGGUGGCUGCAGUGAUAACAUUAAGUUUGGCGAGCGGAUCUCUAAGGUUUUCGUGGACGGUAUGGAGCGGGGAGAAGACGCGCUGGCUCUGAUGAACCUGCACAACAACGAUAUCGGUAGAAAGGCAGUUCGUCAGACACUGACUCGUCGCUGCAAGUGUCAUGGCGUGUCCGGCAGUUGCUCCAUCCAGACGUGCUGGGAUCAGUUGGGACCCUUCGGCAUCAUCGGCGAGGCUCUCCGGAAGCGCUACGAGACGGCUGUUAUGGUAGACUACGUCAGCGGCAGCCUUAGCCACAGCGACGAGGAGACACAGGACGCGCAGGCAGACAUCGAGGAUGACCUAGUCUUUCUCCAGCCGUCACCCAACUACUGCCACGUCAACACCACCGUCGGGACCACGGGGACACUGGGUCGGGAGUGUCUCCGAGGCCGUGGAGCUGAGGUGAGCCCCUGGGAGGCGCGAAGCUGCAAGCGUCUCUGCACUUCCUGUGGACUAGGUGUUAAGCGGAGCAAGGUGGUUGUGUCUUCAAGUUGUAACUGCAAAUUCCAUUGGUGCUGUGAGGUACAAUGUGAGACCUGUACGCGGGAAGUCACCAAGCUCACUUGUGCGCGGAAGAGUGAAACCAGAGCCAGACUUUAAGUGACUUUGGUUCAUCAGUAUACAUGUAAAAGGACACAUCGGUUACAGUUAAAUGUUAUCAUAGGGUCCUGAUUUUAUUGUCCGAUUUCCUCUUAAAUCUUAUUCGAGGAUUUGCUUCCACGUUUUGGCAGUGAUGCACAUUUUGAUUGGUUGUGUAAAUAUGUAAAUCAUGAAAGAAUAAUUAUGUUAAUUGUGCAUCACACCAACAACUCUUAUUUAUCACAGAUUCAAGAGUACACAUGUGCAUGUACUGUAAAUUUUUUAGUGUUCAAAUGUUGCUUCUUAAAGACCAGUUCCUAUUUGAAAAGAAUUAAUUGUUCAUCGUAAAAUAUGUGUGGAUUUUCUGCUGAAAUAAGUAUGAAUAAAGAAUCGUCGUGCGUUUCGCUUGAAACUAA